AACAUAUUUCAUAAAAUUUCGUUUAAGUAGUUUUUACGCAUUUAAAAAAAUGACAGAUAAACAAAAGAUAAUUUUCUGUGGAGACGUUAAAGGACAUUUUAAAUUUCUAUUUACGAAAAUUGAAAAUAUUAACAAAAAAAAUGGACCGUUUGAAUUUUUAUUAUGUGUUGGAGAUUUCUUCGGUGAAAAUAAUAUACAGCUUGAACCAUACAAAAAUGGUAUGAAGAAUAUUGUUGUUCCAACGUAUAUUAUUGGGCCAAAUAGAGAAAAGGAUUUAAAAUAUUAUCCUGAUAUAGAUGGAUAUGAAAUUUGUCAAAAUUUAACUUAUCUUGGUAGAAGAGGUUUAUAUGUAGCAACAUCUGGAUUAAAGAUAGCAUAUAUCAGUGGUAUCGAAAGUAAUAAAACUGAGUGUAAAGAAGUCUGUUUCCAGAAGAACGAUGUUGUAUCAGUAAAGAAUGCCUGUUUAAAAGGUCAACCAAGUUAUCGUGGAGUAGAUAUAUUAUUAUCUUCACCAUGGCCCAAAGGGAUUACCGAUUUAGAUCCGAAUAAGCCUGAUUUUAAAUUUCAUGGAUCUGAAUUAGUAGCUUGGUUGGCUGCUCAAAUAAAACCAAGAUAUCAUAUCUCAGCAUUAGAAAAUAUUCAUUAUGAAAGGCCACCCUAUAGAAAUCAUAGUUUAGAUGAAAGUGGUAUUGAAAUAGCAACUAGGUUUAUUGCUCUUGGACCUGUAGGAAAUAAUGAAAAAAAGAAAUGGUUAUAUGCUUUGAACUUAACUCCUAUAGACAGAAUAAGAUUAUCGGAAUUGGUUAUGAAAACAACAGAUGAAACAUCUAGUCCUUAUCUAAAGCACCUGUUACAAGAUGAACUAACAGAAACAAAAACUACACAAUUUUUUUAUGACAUGAAAUCUAAAUCUAAUAAACGAACAAAAAAUUCUGACUAUUCUUAUAAAAAGCUUAAGACAGAAUUUGAUCAAGCAAAAUGUUGGUUUUGUUUAUCUAGUCCUGAAGUAUCUAAGCAUUUAGUAAUCUCUGUUGGCACAGAAGUUUAUGUAGCACUUGCCAGAGGAGGAUUAGUCGAAGAUCAUAUGUUAAUUUCGCCAAUAACACAUCAUCAAAGUUUAUCAGUUUUACCAAUUAACAUUUUAAAGGAAAUGGAAUUAUAUAAAAAUGCAAUAAAAACGUAUUUUGCAAAUACAAAUCGAGUACCGGUUUUUUUUGAAAGAAAUUAUAAAACAUCACAUUGUCAAUUACAAGCUGUUCCAAUUCAUGAAAAUCAAGCAUCUGUAAUUAAAGAAAUGUUUGAGGAAAUAGCAGAAAGUUAUAAUUUCAAAAUCGAGGAACUUCCACUUCACACAGAUUUGCAACAAAUUGCAAAGGCUGGUGUUUUAUACUUUUACGUAGAGUUGCCUGAUGGACGAUUAUUGUAUUAUAGAAUUAAAAAGAAUUUUCCAUUAAACUUUGGUAGAGAAGUAUUAGCAUGUGAUCGGAUAUUGGAUGUUAAUCAUAGAUCAGAUUGGCGAGAUUGUCAAAUGAAUAAAGAUGAAGAAACUGAAUUAGCCAUAAGAAUCAGAACACAAUUCAAACCAUACGAUGUAGACAAUUAAAGUAAUUUAUACAUAUACGUAUACAAAAUAUUUUUACAUUGUGGACAAAAUUUCAUAUUUACAAAU
Molecule: messenger RNA, 1669 nt
Organism: Polistes dominula (European paper wasp)
Lineage: Eukaryota; Metazoa; Arthropoda; Insecta; Hymenoptera; Vespidae
Product: pre-mRNA splicing factor CWF19L1
Biological process (GO): mRNA splicing, via spliceosome
Cellular component (GO): post-mRNA release spliceosomal complex
Molecular function (GO): RNA lariat debranching enzyme activator activity
Source: RefSeq, a predicted model, not a curated record